This is a messenger RNA of Stomoxys calcitrans (stable fly), 1139 nucleotides long. Its product is annotated as 17-beta-hydroxysteroid dehydrogenase 13. The record is from RefSeq and is a predicted model, not a curated record. Gene Ontology annotation, molecular function: oxidoreductase activity, acting on the CH-OH group of donors, NAD or NADP as acceptor. The coding region runs from base 128 to 1108 and encodes 326 amino acids. NCBI's taxonomy places the organism in Eukaryota, Metazoa, Arthropoda, Insecta, Diptera, Muscidae. The transcript has 3 exons. Gene Ontology annotation, cellular component: lipid droplet.
UCUCAUUGAUCAUUGGGGCAAAUUGUUAAACUUAAUUUCAACUAGUAACUAACCAACAAGUCGAGCAAUCAGAAAGGGAAAAACACUUAAAGCAAGCGCUUAAUGUAGUGCAAGUGCAAGUGGUAUAAUGGCCAAUAACUAUAAUGGAGUCCCUUUGCUGUACUAUAUGCAUUUUAUUGCCACAUUGCUGUUAUCGCCGAUUUUUUGGGUUAUCAUUGUCAUCAGAGAGUUAUUUCAUAGGCCCAAAGCCACCCAGGUACAAGGCGAAGUAGCAGUCAUCACAGGUGCCGCCAGAGGUUUGGGUCGCGAAUACGCCAUUGAAUUGGCCAAACGAGGAUGCCACAUAGCGGUGGUGGAUAUUUUGGAAGAUGCGGCAAAGGACACGGCCAAUUUCUUGAGUGAAUCAUUCAAUGUUAAGGCCAAGGCUUAUAAGGUUGAUAUAUCUGACUAUCAGCAAUUGAAUGAAUUUCACUCCAACGUUGUGCAAGAUUUUGGAGAUGUCACCAUAUUGAUCAACAAUGCCGCCAUUUUAGCCAUAUCCGACAGCAACCCUAUGGAUUGCAAGGAAAUUCAAAAAAGGAUCACCGUCAACUUUACAGCCCAAUUGUGGAUGAAUCAACUCUUUUUGCCCCGCAUGAAGGAAUUAAAUCAUGGCCAUAUCAUGGCUAUUUCUAGUAUUGCCGCCCUUAUUACAUCACCUUAUGGUCAAAUAUAUGGCUCAUGCAAAAGUGCUGUGAGAGCUUAUAUGGCCUGCUUGAGAACAGAGUUGAAACUUGCCAAAUACAAUAUUAAAGUGUUGACCGUAAUGCCAACAUUUCUAAAUACCAAUCAUCAAGUACUGCACCUUGUGAAGCUGUAUGGGUUCGAUUGGGUAUUGCCCACCAUAGAUGGCGAUGUGGUUGCUAAACAAGCAGUGGAGGCAAUGCUACAUGGCCUUGGGGAGAUAACAUUGCCCCGCAUCAUAAGUCUAUUCUACAAAUUGAUGGAAUUGUGGCCGACUUGGUUACGAGAUUUCGUACUAGCAGUGAUGAGUCCCAAAGUGAAUGUGGAAGAAGCUAUGAAUUUCAUUAGUACCGACGCGAAUUAUGCUACAUCACCACCAUCAUGAAUGAUUUUAUGUUUGAUUGAAUAUUUAAAAA